AUGAAUCAACCUACUACUCUCUCAGUCAUCACUAUGCCAAUUCCUGGCACUCGUUAUGCUCCUAAGAAGUUCAAGGGAGACUAUACUCGUGUCAGGGAUUUUGUUCUCCACUAUGAGCGCAUCUGUCAUGCAAACAAUGUCACUGCUGACGAUGAAAAAUGCUCAAGCAUUCUCCAAUACUGCUCCACAUAUGUUCGCGAAAUUAUUGAAGGAAUGAAGCACUUCAUUACGCCCUCAUGGAACAGUCUCAAAGACGAAAUUCUCCAGUACUUUGAUGCUGCAAAAGCAGAGGCCAAAUUUAAAGAGCAUCAUCUUAAACAGCUGGUCGAUGCUUCGCACAAGAAGAAAAUGGGCUCUCUGGACGAUUUCAAGAGCUACAUGAGGAAGUAUGUUCGUGUUGGAGGAUGGCUU
Serpula lacrymans var. lacrymans S7.9 is the source of this 411-nucleotide messenger RNA. RefSeq lists its product as uncharacterized. Lineage: Eukaryota; Fungi; Basidiomycota; Agaricomycetes; Boletales; Serpulaceae. The annotation marks the transcript as partial. The record is from RefSeq and is a predicted model, not a curated record. The transcript has a single exon.